Messenger RNA from Vicia villosa (hairy vetch), 381 nucleotides. RefSeq lists its product as uncharacterized. Lineage: Eukaryota; Viridiplantae; Streptophyta; Magnoliopsida; Fabales; Fabaceae. The transcript has a single exon. The record is from RefSeq and is a predicted model, not a curated record. The coding region runs from base 1 to 381 and encodes 126 amino acids.
AUGAUCAAUCUGCAGAGACAAUAUCCUGGACCCUGGUGUGCAAUUGGGGACUACAACAAUGUAGCUCAUGCCAAUGAUAGAAUGGGUGGUAAUAUGGUGGUGGAAGCUGAAUAUAAGGACUAUAAUGAUAUGCUGGGUAGUACAGGGCUCUGUGAGAUGGAUAGCAGAGGAAGUCACUUCACAUGGAGCAAUAAACAAAGUGCAAACCCUAUCUACUCCAGAAUUGAUAGGCUUACAGCUAACACUGAAUGGUUUCAGGAUAAUGGUAGCCUUAUUCUGAAUGUUUUGAAUCCCCGCAUCUCUGAUCAUGCAGCAUUACAUCUUAAUGAUCCUGGCAUUAAUAAAAUGAGGAAAAGGCCUUUCAGAUUUACUAAUAGCUAG